This is a messenger RNA of Triticum turgidum subsp. durum (durum wheat), 507 nucleotides long. The record is from the annotation of a GenBank genome assembly. NCBI's taxonomy places the organism in Eukaryota, Viridiplantae, Streptophyta, Magnoliopsida, Poales, Poaceae.
AUGGAGAAAACCGUAGCACUAGCUCUGCUGCUACUCUUCACUCUCCUGACCACGACCCAUCGGUUCGCGGAUGGCCAGGCCUACUGCCGGUCGCAGAUCAGCCUCGCAAACGAGGCCUGCAACCUGAGGACCUUCCCGGGGUCGAGGCCCCCCUACGUGCCCCGGCAGCUACUCAACGAAACAUCCACGUCGACGACACCCGGCAGCAAGGACUACGAGCUUCGGUCCCGGGACGACGACGACGACGACGAUGACAACGAUGAAGGGGGAGAACAUGAGGGGCGGCACCGGCGUCGACAGCGGCACCGCCACAGCGCCGACAACAGCGACCCGCGUGACACAGCCUGCUGCCGCCGGCUGAUGUCCAUCGACAACUCGUGCAUCUGCCAGGCGUCGGCGCGCCUCCCGGUGUUCAUGACCUCGGUGUGGCACGUCAUCAAGCUCACGCCGGUGGAGGGCUGCGAGGUCACCUACGAGUGCCCUGGCGCCUUGUCACCGCUGGGCUGA